AUGGCACUGGGCUUCAAGUUUGUGGCUGCUGCACCUACGCCGACAUGGGGAUCAUUUGGAGAAUGGUGGAAGCACAGGAAUGAUUGGGGUAACGAGGUGCCAUUGAGGCCUGCUGGUCUCAAUGUGCAGGUUGGUCCUAGGCCGUACUACCUCGUCGACAACAUGGAUGAAGGUCCCUUGAAAGAACGAUUGGAAUCGUGCAAAGAAGGACCUUUCUCCACCUCGAGCUUUUCCGUCUCGCACAGAGGUGCCGCCCUGAUGUUUCCAGAGCAUAGCAAGGAAGGGUAUGAGGCUGCCAUAAGAAUGGGUGCUGGAAUCAUCGAAUGUGAUGUUUCUUUUACCUCUGACCGCGAACUUGUUUGCCGCCACAGCAAUUGUGAUCUUCACUAUACCACCGACAUCCUCGCACAUCCAGAGCUAGCUGCCAAGUGCUCCGAGCCAUUCGUACCAUACAACAACGUCACGGGUGAAGAAGCAUCUGCUAAAUGCUGCACCAGCGAUAUCACACUCGCAGAGUUCAAAAGCUUGUGCGCCGAGAUGGAGGCCACGACAAUGUCUGCAGUGAACGUGACCGACGGGACGAACAGAGGCAGAACCGGCACCACUCCAGACUGGCGAACGAACAUGUACUCAUACCAGUGUGCCGAAACCAUGUCAUUGAAAGAGCAGAUCGCCCUCGUCGACGGAUACGGACUGAACUUUACCGCUGAAGCCAAAGUCCCUGAGAUCGAGCUUCCAUUCCAGGGGAACUACACUCAAAGAGACUUCGCACAGCAAGUUGUGGACACCUUCAAGGACGCGAACAUCGAUCCCUCUCGCGUAUGGCUGCAGUCAUUCACGCCAGAGGACAUCUUCCAAUGGAUUGAGAACGACCCCGAAUUUGGCGAACAGGCCGUAUAUCUUGAUGAGCGCGCGGACUUGACCACUGAAGGCUACGAGAACGCAGUCGCGUCUCUUCCGGAUCUCGCAGCUCGUGGUGUCAAGAUCAUCGCCCCUUCAAUCUGGCAGCUCAUCACUGCCAACAACGAGACGCAAAAGAUUGUACCAUCUUCGUACGCUAUUGCGGCUCGGGAAGCUGGGUUAGAUAUCAUCACAUGGAGCUUCGAAAGAUCAGGCCCGCUGGAGGAAGGCGGUGGAUACUACUUCAGCGGUGUCAACCAUUUGAUCAACAACGACGGCGAUGAGUUUACCGUGAUGGACGUUAUCGCUCGGCAAGUCAAGGCUAUCAAGAUCUUCAGCGAUUGGCCUGGUACAGCUACUUACUACGCCAACUGCUUUGGCCUCGCAUAG
Molecule: messenger RNA, 1290 nt
Organism: Ramularia collo-cygni
Lineage: Eukaryota; Fungi; Ascomycota; Dothideomycetes; Mycosphaerellales; Mycosphaerellaceae
Product: related to glycerophosphoryl diester phosphodiesterase family protein
Exons: 6
Coding region: 1-1290 (429 amino acids)
Biological process (GO): lipid metabolic process
Molecular function (GO): glycerophosphodiester phosphodiesterase activity
Source: RefSeq, a predicted model, not a curated record